CCAGAACCUUGUGAUAACCUUCAGUCAACGUUGAUAAGAUCAAUUCCUGUUGGACUUUUUGAGGAAAAACAUGAGUGGAUGUCCGUUUUUUGAAAGAAAGCAUCAAUUGUUUACCAGUAAAGCAGAGGAAGAGGAUGAAUCCCAAAAGGGCAUCAACAAAGCCAGUAAAGGAGGAAUCAUCUAUGGAGAAUACCUACAGCUUGACAAGGUGUUGAACGCUCAAGUUCUGCAGAGUGAACUGAAAGGCAACAAAAUCCAUGAUGAGCAUCUCUUCAUCAUUACACACCAAGCCUACGAGUUGUGGUUUAAGCAGAUAUUGUGGGAGCUCGAUUCAGUUCGGGACCUAUUCAUUAAAAACCAUGUUCGGGAUGAGAGAAACAUGCUGAAGGUGGUGAGCAGGAUCCACAGGGUCACCAUGAUCUUCAAACUGCUGGUGGAACAGUUUGCUGUCCUGGAGACCAUGACUUCCCUGGACUUCUUUGACUUUAGGGAGUAUCUGUCCCCAGCCUCGGGGUUCCAGAGUCUUCAGUUCCGUCUUCUGGAGGGUAAGAUUGGUGUGGCGGAUCACUUAAGAGUCCCCUACAACCGUCGACACUACAGAGAUAACUUCCACGAACAUGAGAGUGAGACACUGCUGAGUUCAGAGCGGGAACCCUCUCUCCUUCAGCUGGUGGAGCAAUGGCUGGAGAGGACUCCUGGACUUGAAAGUGAUGGGUUUAAUUUCUGGGGGAAACUGCAAGCCAACAUCGAAGAGGGUCUCAAGAUGGAGAAGCAGAAACUGGAAAAACUGGAAGAUUCUGAGGUAAAGCAGGAGCUUCUAGAGGAUCGAAACAAACAGACUGAGGUCUUCACUGCCCUAUUUGACCCAAAACGCCAUGAGCAUCUUUUAAGCAAAGGUGAACGUCGACUUUCUUACAAGGCCCUUCAAGGAGCUCUAAUGAUCAAUUUCUAUAGGGAAGAGCCUCGCUUCCAGGUGCCCUUCCAGCUCCUGACUGCGCUGAUGGAGAUCGAUACGCUUAUGACCAAGUGGAGAUAUAACCAUGUCUGUAUGGUGCACAGAAUGAUUGGUAGUAAGGCAGGUACAGGUGGAUCUUCAGGAUACCAUUACCUGCGCUCGACUGUCAGUGAUCGUUACAAAGUGUUUGUGGAUUUGUUCAACCUGGCAUCAUUCCUGGUACCUCGUGCAUGGGUGCCCAAACUGAACCCAAACAUCCAUAAGUUCCCCUACAUGGCCGAGUGUUACGACAGCUCCUACAAUUCAUGCAGCGGUGAGGAUUCAGAUUAGGAAGAUCAGACUUGUUUGUCCAGGCUGAUGAAAUGAAAUAAUGUCCAAGAACUCGGGAAUAAUGCCAAGUACUCUAUUGAUCAGCUAAAGUUUGUGCUUUUUGCUCCAUUUACGUAAUUUACUAGAUAUCGAAAAACUAGAAACUUCUCUCCAGAUGAUAUAGGCUAGAUAAAGGAAGUUUAAUGAUGAAGUAAUUGUGUAUAUACAAACAAAUCAAGAAAUCUUGUACAUACUAUUUAUAUUUGAAACAUGUAUGUAAAAAAUGUCUUUUGUACCAAUAAAAGGAUAUUUUUGAA
Molecule: messenger RNA, 1581 nt
Organism: Rhinichthys klamathensis goyatoka
Lineage: Eukaryota; Metazoa; Chordata; Actinopteri; Cypriniformes; Leuciscidae
Gene: tdo2b
Product: tryptophan 2,3-dioxygenase b
Exons: 12
Coding region: 71-1285 (404 amino acids)
Molecular function (GO): L-tryptophan 2,3-dioxygenase activity; heme binding; metal ion binding
Source: RefSeq, a predicted model, not a curated record